AUGGCCGAUUACACUGCUCCCGGAGCCCCCGGCACCAACAACGCCGCUCCUGCCAUGAACGGCAACUCUGAGGCCAACUUCCAGGCCCCCACCGCCCUUGUUCAGCCCGGCAGCAACGAGGCCAGCAAGACCCUGUGGAUGGGCGAAAUGGAAGGCUGGAUGGACGAGAACUUCAUUAAGAACGUUUUCACCACUGUCCUCGGCGAGACCGUCCAGGUUAAGGUCAUUCGCGAUCGCAACUCUGGUAACGCCGGUUACUGCUUCAUUGAGUUUGCCACCCCCGAGGCCGCUCAGAAGGCCCUUAACCUGAACGGCACUCCGGUUCCCAACAGCAACCGUGCCUUCAAGCUGAACUGGGCUUCCGGCGGUGGUCUGAUUGACCGUCGUGAUGACCGUGGCCCCGAGUAUAGCAUCUUCGUCGGCGAUCUGGGUCCCGAGGUCAACGAGUUUGUCCUCGUCUCGCUUUUCCAGUCUCGCUUCCCGUCCUGCAAGUCAGCUAAGAUCAUGACCGAUGCCAUGACCGGCCAAUCCCGCGGCUACGGAUUUGUUCGCUUUUCAGACGAAGGAGACCAGCAGAGGGCGCUCGUCGAGAUGCAAGGCGUUUACUGUGGCAAUCGUCCGAUGAGAAUUAGCACCGCGACUCCGAAGACUAGACUUCUGAAUCUGGUCCUAACACUUCUUAGCAGAACUCACCAGUACGGCGCUCAUGCCCCUCAUGCUGCCAAUGCCAUGAUGGCUCCUGUCCCCGCCCACGCGGCCAACCUUCAGUGGGGAGUUCCCCCCCAGCCGUACUAUUCCGGUUUCAACCCGAUGCAGCCCAUGAACCAGUUCACCGACCCCAACAACACGACUGUUUUCGUCGGCGGCCUCUCCGGCUACGUCACUGAGGACGAGCUCCGCUCCUUCUUCCAAGGUUUCGGCGAAAUCACCUACGUCAAGAUCCCUCCCGGCAAGGGAUGCGGUUUUGUUCAGUUUGUCCACCGCCACGCUGCCGAGAUGGCCAUCAACCAGAUGCAGGGAUACCCGAUCGGCAACUCUCGCGUCCGUCUCUCCUGGGGCCGCUCCCAGAACAACUCCGGCGUCGGCACCCCCUACCGCCCCGCCCCCCCUCCGCCUCAUUACAUGGGCCCUCCUCCCCCGCCCGGCCCUGCUGGUCCUUAUGGCGCUCCCCACUUCGGCGGCAACGGUGGACCGCCCCCGGCUUUGGUAGGCCAGCCCUCUUACCAGUAUACCCCGGCUCGUUCCCCGGCUCUUCUCACGGUCCCCUCCCCGGCUGCUUUUACGGCUCCUCCCCCGGCUGCUUUUAUGGCUCCCGAGCCUUUUGCGGCCUACGCCGCUCAGCUUACGGGCCCCCCGCCGCCCCCUCCCGCGCCUGUCCCAACUUACGCAACUCACUACGCGGCCCCCCCGACCCCCCGCCCGGCGACCUUGGAGGCGACUGGACGUCACCACCAGCACCCUAGCAGAGUUGCUAGUGGCAGAGCCGCCAGCCACCAUACCAGCAACGGCCGUAUCACCAACGGCCGGAUCAGCAAGCCCAAGAAGAAUGGACCCAGUGGUUCAUAUGGCCAAGGUGGCCGCUUCUUCCGCCGCGGCGGAAUGAACUGA
Messenger RNA from Neurospora tetraspora, 1608 nucleotides. RefSeq lists its product as uncharacterized. The record is from RefSeq and is a predicted model, not a curated record. Gene Ontology annotation, biological process: mRNA splice site recognition. NCBI's taxonomy places the organism in Eukaryota, Fungi, Ascomycota, Sordariomycetes, Sordariales, Sordariaceae. Bases 1 to 1608 code for a protein of 535 amino acids. Gene Ontology annotation, cellular component: cytosol. Gene Ontology annotation, molecular function: mRNA binding. The transcript is spliced from 5 exons.